This is a messenger RNA of Cyprinodon variegatus (sheepshead minnow), 1226 nucleotides long. RefSeq names its product histone RNA hairpin-binding protein-like (gene slbp). The record is from RefSeq and is a predicted model, not a curated record. Gene Ontology annotation, molecular function: histone pre-mRNA stem-loop binding; mRNA binding. Lineage: Eukaryota; Metazoa; Chordata; Actinopteri; Cyprinodontiformes; Cyprinodontidae. Gene Ontology annotation, biological process: mRNA 3'-end processing by stem-loop binding and cleavage; mRNA transport. The transcript has 8 exons. Gene Ontology annotation, cellular component: histone pre-mRNA 3'end processing complex; cytoplasm. Bases 127 to 927 code for a protein of 266 amino acids.
CGUUCACGUGACCGGCGGCUGUUGUUUGUGUCCGCCGCGCCUCGCGCUCAGUUGGCGGGUCUCUGCGCGGCAGAAGGCGGCUGGGAGGCAGAGGAAGGAACCGUUUGCACCACUUUAUUCUCCAACAUGUCGCACAGGUCCGGAGCUCCGCGCACGGAGUCCAGGCGCAGUUUCAGGAGCAGCGGCCCGUCCCGGUGGUCCCAGAGCCGGAAGAGAGGAAUCGAUGGGAACCUGCGGAGCCACAGUGAUGAUGACGAUGCUGCCGCUGAUGAAGGCCUCUAUGGCGGCAGACAGUCCAGCUUCAGAACCCCAGAGAGCGCGGGGCCCGUCUCCCGAUGCGCCCGGCGGCCGGACUGGGGCAGCCAGGUGGAGGAUGAGGAGGAGAUGAGGAAGGACGUCCACAGAGACAUGCAGCGUUACAGGAGGAGGAUACUGGGGUCAGAACCGGGCCAGCGGGAGAGGAGGGCCUCCUCUGGAUCCUCUGGCAGCUGCGACUCCAGAGAAGGAGAAACCAUGGAAACGGACGAAGCCGUGCUGAUGAGGAGGCAGAAACAGAUCAGCUACGGCAAAAACACGCUGGCCUACGACCGCUACAUCAAGGAGGUGCCCAAGCACCUGCGGCAGCCGGGCGUUCACCCGAAGACGCCCAACAAGUUCAGGAAGUACAGCCGGCGCUCCUGGGACCAGCAGAUCAAGCUGUGGAGGGUCAAACUGCACGCCUGGGACCCGCCAGCAGGGGGCAGCCAGGAGAACAGCCUCAGCGACAACAUAGAGGAGCUGGACCUGGAGGACAUGGUGGACAUCGAGUUGGACUUCCCUACCCUGGCCGACCCUCAGGACGCCCCGUCUUCUUCUGUGGUAGAGGACCAGGACUGCUCAGCUACUCCAGUUAAAGUCCAGAAGACGGAGGAUCCCAGCGUGGCCUAGAGCGUCUCAGCAGCACCCCCUGCUGCUGGAGGUUUGCUCUGCAGGAGGUGGACAGUCGGUGACUCUGCUGAUGUUCCAGUGAACCACAGGAGCACUUCUAAGCAGCCGAGCUUCAUGUGUUCUUCUUCACUGCUGGAGGAGGCGUCCAGCGUCUGUCCUGCAUGUUUCUGGUAGAAGGUUUCAGUUUGAGGAAAGAAAAGGUGUUUAGUUUUAAUGAUUCCUCUGAGGGAAGGUUUGGAAAAUGUUUUAAUUCAGCUGCAUUGAUUCCUUUUUUUUUAAUUCCGGUCUUGUUUCUUAUU